Prunus armeniaca (apricot) is the source of this 1710-nucleotide messenger RNA. The record is from the annotation of a GenBank genome assembly. NCBI's taxonomy places the organism in Eukaryota, Viridiplantae, Streptophyta, Magnoliopsida, Rosales, Rosaceae.
AUGGUGGAAAAUCGAUUUAGCUCCAAAAUCCAACAGUUACAGAUUGAUGGUGGCGGUGAAUUUACCAGCAGAUUAUUCCUGAAUUUUUUAAGUGAUCAUGGCAUCUCGCAUCAGAUCUCUUGUCCAUACACUCCCCAACAAAAUGGGGUGGUGGAAAGGAAACAUCGUCACAUUGUUGCAAUGGGCCUCUGCUUGCUAGCCCAAUCUCGUUUGCCCUCUAGCUUUUGGGUUGAAGCCUUCUCAACUGCGGUUUUUCUGAUCAAUCACUUACCAACUCCUCAGCUUGACAACUUAUCUCCUUAUAAGAAAUUACUUCAUCAUCCACCGGAUUAUAAAUUUCUCAAAAGUUUUGGGUGUGCUUGCUUUCCUCACAUGGUGCCAUACAACAAGCAUAAGCUAUCUUUUAAAUCUAUUCCAUGUGUGUUUAUUGGUUAUGAUGAUCACUAUAAAGGUUAUCGUUGUCUUGAUCCCUUUUCAGGUCGCAUUUAUAUAUCCCGGAAUGUGACUUUUGAUAAGACUAGUUUUCCUUACAAGCAGCCCCAGAAUACAUCUUCAUUGCCCUCUAGUGGACUUCACUCUCUCCCUCAUACCAUUCAGCCCACACCUACAACCCAAUCUGAUCUAGGGCCCAGCACCUACUCCCCACAAAUUCAACUUCCAAAUUCCUUAGCAAAUAAUACUCCCCAAAGCCCAUCACCGUCCACUACCUCUUCUAGCCCGCCUGGCUUGUUCUCACACAAUACAACACCCCAAGCGAUUUCCUCUCCAUCUGACCCACAAACCCCUUCACCUGUGAGUCCUUCCUCAUCGCCAUCACCAAAAUCCACGAACCCACCCUCUGAAUCGGCUUCUCCAUCACCAAAAUCUACAAACCCUCCAUCACCAAACUCCACGAACCCAUCACCGUUCACUACCUCAUCACACAUGUUUUUCACGAACCCACCCUCUGGAUCAACUCCUCCUUCUUCACCUAUUGACCCAUCUAUUUUUCCCAAUUCUCCAGAUACACCAAACCCUCCACAAAAAUUCAAGUAUCUCAACUCCAUCGUUCCUUUCGGUCCUGAAACAAAACCACUCUACUCUAAGACCAGCUCUCAUCCCUUACCUCAUGCUUUACUUGCCGAGUGUUCUGAUCCCAUGUCCAUUGAACCCACGAGUUUCACCCAGGCUUCCCAAUCCACCCACUGGCGAGCUGCAAUGAAGGAUGAAUAUGAUGCCCUCAUGAGAAAUCAUACAUGGUCCUUAGUUCCUGCAACCUCAUCUAUGAAUAUUGUGGGAUGCAAGUGGGUCUUCAAAGUUAAACGGAAAGCAGAUGGCUCGAUUGACCGAUAUAAGGCUCGCCUUGUUGCCAAUGGAUUUAAUCAAAAAGAGGGCUUUGAUUAUGAAGAAACAUUUAGUCCGGUCGUCAAACCAGCCACUAUUCGCACUAUUUUAUCUAUUGUUGUUUCUUAUAAUUGGUUGCUUCAGCAACUUGAUGUUCGCAAUGCUUUCUUGAAUGGGUACUUGCAAGAAGAGGUGUACAUGAAACAACCCCCUGGCUUUCAUGAUUCCUCUCGACCUCAAUUUGUUUGUCGCCUUCAUAAGGCUCUUUAUGGCCUCAAACAGGCACCCCGGGCUUGGUUCCAACGCCUUAGUACCUUUCUUCUUGCUCAGCAGUUUGUUCACAGCCGCUCUGAUGCCUCCCUAUUUAUUCGCCGCUCUUCUUCUUGA